This is a messenger RNA of Nymphalis io (European peacock), 1803 nucleotides long. RefSeq lists its product as uncharacterized. The transcript has 4 exons. The record is from RefSeq and is a predicted model, not a curated record. Gene Ontology annotation, molecular function: zinc ion binding; catalytic activity; nucleic acid binding. Bases 1 to 1803 code for a protein of 600 amino acids. NCBI's taxonomy places the organism in Eukaryota, Metazoa, Arthropoda, Insecta, Lepidoptera, Nymphalidae.
AUGCCCGGCCUGCUGAUUGAGGCCUGGAGAGGCGCGAAGAGCCCACCUCAGUGCCACCGCUGCCAGGCAUUUGGCCACUCCUCGGCCAAUUGUCACAGGCAACAGAAGUGUGUUCGUUGCGCCGGCGAACACCUGGCACGGGACUGCCCGAGACCACUAUCAGAUCCACCGACGUGCGCAAACUGUGCAAAGGCGCACACAGCAAAGGACCGGAGGUGCCCGGUCUUCAAGAAAGAAGCACGAAGGAGGGGCAUUAACGUGCCCGCCCCUCGCCCGAACGGACCGAGAGCACAGCCAAAGGGGGACAGGGAGCGUGUCCCCCCGGUAGCACCUAAGCAGGUGGUCGGUCGCCCUAUCGUCGCAGAACCUAGAGCGACGAUAGUAGUCGACCAGCGAACAAAGCAGCCACCCCCUGUGAAGAAAACCACGGAGGUGCGAGCUAAGCUUGCGCCCCCAACAACUCUGGCGCCUCCAGCCAACCAGCCGACGGCCAGGGACCAACCUCUAAAGGCGCCUAGCAAAAAGAGGAAGAGGAAGAGGGCAGCUAGGCCACCCAGGACUGAGCCUGCGGCGGCAUCGACGCCGCAGCCCAGGAAGGCAGCGACGGAGCCAAAGUCCGCUCCGGCUGCCGCCACGCGGUCGGUGGGGGUGCGUGUGCAUGCUGGUGAGACGGAGCUGCUGCUGUAUGCCGCCUACAAGCCACCCGGACAGGUUUUCUGCAGCACCGAUGUCCAAUCGCUCAUUGACUCGCCGAUGCCUACACUGAUCGUGGGUGAUCUGAACGCGAAGCACCACGCUUGGGGCUCGCGCGUCAUCACCCAGGCGGGUAGGCACCUGCUCGAGGAUAGUGAACGACAGGGUUACGGUGUGUUGGGUCCAGGAGCGCCGACCCACAUACCGACUAACCCUACGUACCAGCCGGACGUCCUGGACAUCGUGCUGCACCACCGACUAGACGCACCCAUCGAUGUUGAGGACCAGCUGCCGAGCUCGCUCCGAGUGAAACUGAGGAAGAAGCGUAAUCUUCGCCGACUAUGGGCGCGAACGCGCUGCCCGAGGGUGAAGCGUGACCUCAAUAGGAUUGCAGAGGAAGUGUCGCGUGCGCUCGUGGCUCUCGAGGAUGACUACUGGGAGUCAACCAUCGAUCGAGCAUCCGAGCACGACACUACGCUGUACCACCUCUGCAAACAGCUUACCGGACAUGACUCGCCUGUCUACCCGCUCCUAGAUCGAGCGGGUAACAGAAGAUAUUCCGCCAGCGACAGAGCAGAGAUCCUGGCGGAACACUUGGAGGGUCAAUUCACCCCCAACCCACCGGACUUAUCUAAGAUCGAUGUCGUCCAUCAUCACGCGGCGAUCCAGAGUCAAGUGGAGGUAUUCCUGUCGGCCCCAAUCCCGCCGCUCCAGGGAGACGAUUAUAUCUCUCUGUCCGAGCUGCGGAAGGCCGUCUUCCGACUACCGAAGAGGAAGGCGCCAGGCCCCGACGGAAUUACCAACGCCGCGUUGAUGCAGCUACCCAACAACUGCCUCGUAGCGCUCGCGAGUGCUUUUAACGGGAUACUCCGGACCGGACACUUCCCCGAGGCGUGGAAGAGAGGGAAGGUUAUCGCCCUCCCUAAACCCGGGAAGGAUCGUCGCUUCCCGGCAAGCUAUCGGCCUAUCACGCUACUCUCGCACAUCGCCAAGCUGUUCGAGCGUCUGUUGCUGCGGAGACUCGCGCCUCACCUGCCCCUGCGCGAGGAGCAAUUACCGAAGAAGAAGGACAGCCGCUGGGUCACAACGACCCUGGCCCUAUGGGCCUAA